AUGGCGACGAAGAACGAGGAGGACAAUGAGGGACGCUCUGCAGAGUUCGUCAUGUAUGACUUGCAGGACGCGUUCUGUCACUUCCCGGUCUGCAGGGAAGAGCUGGCCAACUGUCUGGCCCCUGGCAACAAGGAGAAUCAGGCCAUCCUGUUCAGGGCCCUGCUCUUUGGAUUCAAGUCAGCCCCAUUGCUGAUGGGAAGGUUGAGCGCCGCGGUGGGCCGCUUGUGGCAAGCGUUGAUGUCACCCACGGAGGGCCAACUACAGAUCUAUGUGGAUGACGUCUUGACCCUGAUCAACGGCACAGAGGACGAGAAGGCGAACCUCAUAUCCUUGGGCCUCUACACCAUGAAGGCGUUCGGGGUACAGAUAGCCCUUGGUAAGGGAGAGAGGGGGCAACAGGCCCAGUGGAUCGGCGUCAAGAUGCUUCUCCGGUGGCCUGCAAAACCGCUGGAAGGCUCAAUCACGUAUGCGGCCCCAAAGAAGAUGGUGGAGGAGAUCUUGGACACCUUGAGAUCAUGGGUGAACAAGGGCAUGGUGUCGCACCGCGAGCUGAGAAGCACCACAGGACGUCUGAGCUGGGUGGCAGGCAUUUUGCCAAGGCUACGAUGGUCGGUGUCAGUCCUGUUUGCUGUCCUUCGAGAUGCGGAGGAGGACGAAAAGUCAGGACUGGAAGAGGAGCGGGCGCAGGGCCGUUCUGAUCAGAGGCCAAAAUAUGGCCUGGUGGCAGUGAAGAGGUUUGGGGCGACUCUGAGGUGGCUGAUAGCGAUUCUGUCGAGAGUGGACCGCUUUGCCCUCAGGAGAGAAGAACUUCAGGAGAAGCCGGUGACCAUGGGCAUCCUAUCUGACGCGUCCCCGCUGGGAUUGGGCGCGGUCUUGGUGUCGGUGGACCUCCAAGGGCAGUCCAUCUACAUGGUGGAAGCUUUCGAGGCAAAGUUCACCAAGGCGGAGGCAGAGCUCCUAGGGGUGGACCACGGGGAGUCGUCCAGCCAGGGAGUCCUGGAAGCCCUGGCCAUCUACAGGGCCAUCAAGCUAUGGCGCACCAGGCUCCAAGGAAGGGCGGUGUUCGUGCGCAGUGACAGCGUGGUGGCGUUGGCCAUGGCACGACGGCUAGCGAGCCCCUCACCUGCGAUCAACCACCUCAACGGCGAGCUGGCCAUCAUCUUGGAGCAGCACAACAUAGUGCGCCUGGUGCCCCAACACAUCCCAGGCGUCAUGAACCUGGAGCCGGACUGGCUCUCCAGACCCCAUGACCGAGCCACAGAACCGCCGGCCAGCCUACGGAAAAUCAAGAUCAAGCAGCUGGCGGCAGUGACUUCUGAAGAUUUUGCACUACCACCACCCGGCUCCAAACUCCAGCCGUGGGACGGUUUGCCGCCACACAAUGUGUCGGUCGAGGAACAGUUCCCCGGGGGCAUGCCAAACAACGCACAGAGCCAGAGCGUCUAUGCCAAUAGCCUACUCAGAACGGGGCAUUUUGUCUCGGUCAACAACGAGUUGGCACGACAAAGAAGAGCAAAGGAGGCCUUCAGUCAGCUCACCGGUGACAAGGUCAAGGAAAGAUCCCAAGUCACCACCAUCCUCGGUGUUGCCCAAAAAGGAGAUGGAGGAGUGGCAGCGCCCCCCUCGAGGCAACGGCCAGCCGCCAAGAAGGACGCCAUCGAGCCUCCCCCAGAACCAGUCAGUACUGGGGUUGAUGACGGAAGUGGCCAAGGGAAGCCCAAUAGGAAUGACAAGUCCAGGCAGGGCAUGAAGCAGGCGCUAAAGCUCGCCAGGGCACCUAACGACUUGAAGAAGGCCAAGGAGUGCUUCCGCAGAAAGUUCCUGGCGGCAGGGACACUUUUAGCCAAGAACGCCAAGAGGAGGAAAAUAACUGACCUCUUGAAUGCGGCAUGCGACGGAGAACACUUCCCGCUUCAUCAGGAGUCUAUUCUGGCGGUGGCGACGGCUCUGGAUGAGGCAAAACUUCAAUCAGGAGAUCAAUAUAUCCAUGAACUCAAGCUGAUGCACAUCGAAGCAGGCCACGACUGGAGCGCGCCGCUAGAGAGGCAGUUGUUCCUGUGCAAGAAGGCGCUGAAGAGGCACCGGGGGCCGGAAGUCCGUGCAAAAGAACUUCAAAUCUCCGACCUGGACGCCAACACGUGGGAGGAGAAGUGCACCAGCAAGGGCGCCUACGUCAGACCGGCAUGGAUGUACGGCAUUGCUGUUGCUUGGAUGCUCAGAGCAUGCGAGGUCACGGAACUGAGAAUGGGUGACCUAGACGUGUCCUUCGACGACAAGAAGGUGGGCCUGAAAAUCCGGAAGUCGAAGACGGACCAGGCGGCGAAGGGAGUCUUGAGGACCCUCUCUUGCUGCAAGAGACAAAGCUGCACCAGGGAAUGUCCUUGGGCCCUAGCAGUCAGAGUGCUGGCGGACCGCCCAAACGGGAAACCCGGCGACUACCUGUUCGGCACUACGUCAGGGGCAAAACGAGGGCGAGCCCACACAGCCAAAUGCUGGGCCAGAGCUCUUCACAAGGACCUGACGGGUCACUCGGCGAGGAGAUCGGGGGCCAUGUUCUACACCCGGAAGGGCAUGGACAUUCAAGACAUCUCCUUCUUGGGGAGAUGGAGAAGUUCUGCGGUGUUCAGGUACAUGGAGGAGGCCAUGCAAGAGAGGCCGAUGAAUUCGAGGAUCAUGGAGAUGCCGGAGGAAGAGGUCAAGGCUUCAGUGGUCAACCAUGCACAGUCCCUAGAAAGAUGGACCGAGAAGUUGGUCGAGACGGAGGAAAAGGCGCCACAGACGCCCGCCCCGAGGACACCAGCGCCAGGAACUCCGAUGCCGGGGGUGGGGCCAGCGCCGGGUACUCCGAUGCCGGUGGUGGUGCCAAGUGAUCCUGAGGAUCUGGCUUUGUGGGCGACCUCAUGGACCAGGACGAAGAAGAAGGUCACCCACUUCGUGCUGAAGGCCUCGUGGCAAGUGGACCUCAACGAAUGGGCCACGGCUUGUGGGUGGCACUUCGCCCAGAGGUCAGUAAAAGUUUCUCUCUCCAAGUCCCCGCCAGCAAAGGCACACCGAUGCUUGAAAUGCGAGAGGGUUAGGGAGCUGCGCGACAAGGUCCCUGGAGGUGCUGUUCUGGCGCAGCUGGUCGCUAAAGAUUUGGAGACUGUUGUUGCCGGAGACAAAGCCUUUGGUGAAGGGAUCGAACAGAUCCAAUAG
Messenger RNA from Cladocopium goreaui, 3195 nucleotides. NCBI's taxonomy places the organism in Eukaryota, Dinophyceae, Suessiales, Symbiodiniaceae. The record is from the annotation of a GenBank genome assembly.